Molecule: messenger RNA, 6396 nt
Organism: Gopherus evgoodei (Goodes thornscrub tortoise)
Lineage: Eukaryota; Metazoa; Chordata; Testudines; Testudinidae
Gene: SFRP4
Product: secreted frizzled related protein 4
Exons: 6
Coding region: 2869-3906 (345 amino acids)
Biological process (GO): non-canonical Wnt signaling pathway; canonical Wnt signaling pathway
Cellular component (GO): cytoplasm
Molecular function (GO): Wnt-protein binding
Source: RefSeq, a predicted model, not a curated record
CUCUCCGGCCCCUUCUGCGUAGCUGACUGGGGAGGCGAAGGCGGGUCCGGCUGACUGCGGCAGCGGCAGGCGCGGAGCCAGGGCCCAGCAAAUUCUGCAGCUGGGAGAGAGACAGGAGCGGGCGCAAUGCUCAGCAAGGGCGGCGGCUGUUUGAUCUGGCUCCCUCUGCGGCCAGCAGGGACUGCGGAGGCAGAGUGCCACCUGCAGCCCGCCGGGCACCAGUUAUUGAAGCAACACACACGAUGGGCAAGGACACACACGCCUCCUUCCGCAGCUCCCUCGUGUUCGCUCCCUGUUCGUUUCACCUCUUCCCUUAGGCGUUUCCUCCCACAGGUAUUGCGGGGGGUAUAGCCCCGAGACUGUAGCGGGAUGAUCAUUUCAUACCAGUGCUAUAGGAGGGGAGCCAUCAUCUGAUGCCCGUGUCAUAGUUGGGUGGCAGCAUAUGAUACCAAUGCCACAGCUGGGAGCGCUGCACCUGAAGUAAUACUCUGACUAGAAAUACUGGCUAUUAAGCCUGUAUUGAUAGCUAUUUCAUAUACCUCUUUAUCUUCAGCCCUGAGAGUUUUCUCCUUGAAGGCUUAAUUAAGAUAAAGGGAAGCAAACACUGUAUAUGUUAAUAUUAUUGCUGAGUUUAUAAUGAUCACAUAUUUCUUAUUCAGCAAAAAAAGGGGGGGCAAUAUGUGCUUUAAAAUACGUUCAUGCUCGUGCUCCAUAUAUAAACCAGGAUAGGAAAGUAGACGCUUUUCAGCAAGGAGCAAAAUGGCCACUUGUUUGGGAAGUCGAUUGUUUGCUUGCUUUCCACUUGGGCCGUAUGUUUUUGGUUUGUCUUUGACAAGAGCAUCUGUGAUGUGGAAUUUGAUUGUGAGCAGAUCUGAUCACAUUUGCUUGUGUUUUGUGCGUGUCUGUGGUCAAGGGUUCCUAUAAGGCAGUGAAAGCACACGUUUGAGCAGACAAUGUUGCCUGCCCCCCCCUCCCCCAAUUCCUACUAGUCUCAAAGCAGAGCUACUGGCUGAAGGACUGGACGCUGCAGACCAAUUUUAUUAUGCCGCCGUAUAUUCGUGUCGAUUUGUUGUGUGUUUGAGGCUCAUAGAGGAAGGGGGUUAAAGAAUGAUCUGCUAGAGAGACCUCUCUAAAAUGUUGCUUUUGGGGAAAAAUAUUUCACUUUCUCUGGCACCUGCUGUCCAGUGACUAAUACGAUCAUCCCCUUUCCCCCAAACAUAUCCGUUCUUCCCCCAUUUGCUUGGAGAUCCCUUGACCUAGGUUUGCUGUCUCCUGAGCAGUUUCCUAGAAAAGAGGGAGGGAGACUGAGAUAGUAACCCAUGUUGCCUAAAGCACACACAGGGAACUAGAGGCCAGGGCGCCGCUGCUGCUGCUGCUACUACAACCAGGAGAGCACAUCAGCUGAAAAUGCGCCCUGCAAACUAAUCUUAAUGAGAGGGGAUGGGAAAUUGCUACCCUAGGAGGACCACAGUCUGCCCUCAGUUACAUCCCCGCUAUGCCAGUGACUGCAAUAUGUCAUUGCUCUCAUCGGAGUUGCACAGUUGAACUGAGGGCAGAAUUUGGUCCCUGUUAAUCAAGGACGAAAUUCAAAUAUUUUAAAUAGCUGUAAAUCCGGAGCAAUUCCAGUGAACGCUAUGGGGUUACUCUUCAAUUACACCGAUGUAACCGUAUAAAUUUAGUCAAAUGAAAGCCUCUAGGUUCAGACUAAUGAAAGGGACAGAACAACUCGAAUGUGAACGGUCUGCACUGUUUUCUAAAACACUGUCCGCUGCUGGUUUGUGACACAAAGUGCUUUUGAAAAAAAAAUAAAUAAUAUCGUAUCUUUCCCUCCCACCGAUUCCUUUGCUGAUCCGAUUUAUGGGGCGGGGGUACGUGAAGAUUUUACUAGGGCGAAGUGGGUAGCUAAUGGGCUUUCUCAUAGCAGCAACAGCAGGUGCAACACGACUGUGAGCUGUGCACUGAGGUUCACUCCAGGCUCGGAUCGGCUGCUGUUCCAGCCAAGUUCGUUUCCAGAAAAAGUAAUUGACCAGUUUGUAUAUUUCAUGUUUGUUUGUUUUGUGAAGUCUAAGUUUCACAUGCGGUAUCUACUGCUGGAGCCAUUGCAGUUACUGCGUAAUCACCUACAGGCGACAGAAAUAAUAGCAGCAUUUUUUAAAAAGCGGCAAAAGUUUCUGUGCUUUGUCACUUUGAAAUUGUAGGAAAAGGGCGUAAAGUUCAGUGCUGCUUUAAAAAGUAUCGUCCUUGCUCCUGUUUAAUUUCCCCUCCCUCUCUCUUAAUUCUGCUACUGAAUUUACAGACCCGAGAUCGAUGAGGGAAGCGCUUUUUUCUCUCUCUCGUCUUGAAAGAAUUUAUUGCACAGAUCAACACUGAAUGGCUUGUUGAAAUUUAUCUUGAGACGCAAUGAGAAAUUUAGUGAUGUCGCCCUGCGAUUAAACCGAGUGGAGGUGAUGUCACCCUGUCUGAAAAGAAACACACACACACACACACACACACACACACACAAGUGAAUAAUGCUGCCAAGAAGAAAGAUCAACCCCCACGUCACUUGUGGCACUGGUAUAAAUAUGGCCCUACAAUUUCCAUGGCUGUCUGUAAGUCUCAGAUAGCUUGAACUUUGGAACAAGAGAGAAGCUCUGUGUCUUUUUAGCACGGAGACACAAGGAAAUCUAGAAGUUCAUCUUUGCCAGUGGAUUUUAUGUGCCAAGGUGAUAGGGAACGGGGAUAGACCAGUAUCUCUUUAGCUCUUUCCACUGAAAGCUGAAUCAGCGACAAGAUCAGCCUGUGAGAGUGAUUAUCCAAGACGUCGUGAGAGGAAGCAGAGAAUCUCCGGAGCGCCAAACGUUAGUCCCGCCGCUAAAGGCUGGGAAAAUGCUAGCAACCUUGGCAGCAUUCUUCCUGUGGCUCAGGGUCAGCAUGGGGGUGCAUGGUGCUCCCUGCGAGGCUGUGCGCAUCCCCAUGUGCAAGACCAUGCCCUGGAACAUCACCAGGAUGCCCAAUCACCUGCACCACAGUACCCAGGAGAAUGCCAUCCUGGCCAUCGAGCAGUAUGAGGAGCUGGUGGACAUCAGCUGUAGCCAGGUGCUCAGCUUCUUCCUGUGCGCCAUGUAUGCCCCUAUCUGCACCUUAGAGUUCCUCCACGACCCCAUCAAGCCCUGCAAAUCGGUGUGCCAAAGAGCCCGGGAUGGAUGCGAGCCCAUCAUGAAGAAGUAUAACCACAGCUGGCCCGAAAGCCUGGCUUGCGAUGACCUGCCUGUGUACGACCGAGGGGUCUGCAUAUCUCCUGAAGCCAUAGUCACCGAUGUCCCUGAAGAUGUGAAGUGGACGGAUUUCACUCAAGACGUAAUGGUCCAAGAAAAACCUCAAGAGUCUAACUGCAAGAAUCUAAACCAAGCUCGAUGCAAGUGCCGGAAGAUAAAGCCUACCCUAACAACAUACCUGACCAAAAACUACAGCUACAUUAUUCAUGCUAAAGUAAAGGGUGUAGAGAGAGGUAGCUGCAAUGAAAUAACUACAGUGGUUGACGUGAAAGAGAUACUUAAAUCUUCAAUACCCAUUCCUCGGUCUCAAGUGCCUCUUCUUACUAAUUCAUCCUGCCAGUGUCCACAUCUUCUCCCAAAUCAAGAUGUUCUCAUUAUGUGUUAUGAAUGGCAUUCAAGGUUGAUGCUUCUUGAUGGAUGUUUAGUUGAAAAAUGGAAGGAUCAGUUAGAUAAAAGAUAUAAGAGGUGGGAACAGAGACUGCAAGAAAAGGUGCGAACAGCCCAUGAAAAAAAUCAAAACGUUGGACGCACUGGUCGGAGUGGUGCACCAAAACUGAACACUAAGAACACCAGCCCAGUGCUGGGGACCCCCAAAAAGACCACUAAAAUAAGAAAUGACCAAAAACAAGCAACCCCCAAAAAAGUAUGAGUUCUGAAUUUCCCUAAGGAAAGACUUUCUUGCAUGAUGAGGGUCACAAGCUGGCUUGAGUGGCAUGUGUAUUACUCCAGAAUUCAUCAACUGCGGUAUUCUGCAUAGACAUUUUUUGUAGCACUUUACUUUUAAAUGUUUGCUUUUUAUUUCAGACCACUGCAAACCAUAUAUUGUAGGUUUGCACUGAUGUGUGGUAGGCAUAUGAAAGCUGAUUGAUGGUGCUUAUCAUAUUCAGAGCAGUCAAACGCAUAGUUUACCAAUAAGCAUCGGGAUAUACAUUAUCCAAUUUUUUUAUGUGUGUGCCAUAAAUAUGCUUACAUUAUUAGUGUUUGAACUGUGUGUGUUUGUGUAGCAAAAACACAUCAAAAGGAAACAUUUAAUUUUUUAUUGUACUUCAGGCUGGCUUCUGUUGUUAUAACUUUAAAUAUAUUUAAACAUUUAUAUGAAAAAAUCAAUGUUUCUAAAAGGAACAAAUUAAAGUGAAACAAAACUAUAGAGUGCAUAACAGUAACAUUUACAGGUUUGCCAUUUGCUGAAAUAUGGCUUUGUUAUGAAAAGUGAUUUAAAACAACUGGAGGGAAAACAUAUUAUUCUGUUACUGUAAACAUGCCCUUCAGUUACUCUGUAGUGCAGAUGUUACACUAGUCCCUCUCUUGAAUAUUUUAUCUCAGGAGUAAAGUGGGCUAUUAGCUAUUUUACCACUCGAGACCUGAUUUUAAAUUUUGCUUAGAUCACACAAGGAAAUGAGAUUGCUACUCCCUGUUCAUAAACUCCUCAACUUCCACACAGUUUGGCACAACUGGAAGGCACUGUUCAACAAGUUCAACAAGUUGUAUUGAACAAGGAGCAGGACAACGCUGAUGCAGCUACUCAUGUGGUUAAGGAUAAGCAUGUGCUUAAAUGCUUUGCUGGGUCAGGGCUUAAAAUUGCAAAGGUGAGAACUUAAAUAUGAGGUACAUUGGCAAAACUCUGGGGUGCAGUUUACACUGCUCCAACUGCACUCUGCCUGGCUCAAGCCAUUGCUACGAGGGCACUCUGCUUUUUGCUAACACCUAUUUAAUGCCGUUGCAUAAUGAACAUUUGGCUGUUAAAGUUUCAGUGCCCCUGAGCUUUAAUUAAGGUGUUAGAGCUCACAACAAAUGUCUCAAAGAACCCAAAAGAAUCUUCCAGCAAAACCAAAAAAUACUAGACUUAACACCCCUGAUAUUUUCUAUUUUUUAAAGGGGCAAAAUACCAUUCUUAAAAACAAGCAAGCAGACAAACUUUCCUGCCCUCUUUACCCAACUUAAAUAAGAAGGAAGGGGAAAAAAGACACAAACCCAAGUUUAAAAAAAAUCCUUUGCACGUCUCCCAAUUUAUCGUGUCAACGCAUUAGUAUGCUGAUCUAAGUUAUUGUAGGAAUCCUAAUGAAGGUUGCAUGCAUUUUAUCUGAGGGCAUAAUUUGUCACCCUGACUUGGUAACAAAAUGUUCUAGUACAAGCAACAAAAGAUGCACAAAUAAAUCCAAAUAGCACCCUGCAAAAAUAUUACUUUCCUUAGCCAUGCUCGUACCUGUGCAGCACAAUCACCUCGCUCGCUGGCGUGCAAACUAAUGAACUUUUCAUGUGUGCAAUUUCUAGCUGCGAGACCCGAGUGGCAAUAGAUGUGUGCUCUGUGUACUUACACAACUAGAAGAACACAGUGACAAAAAGAUCCAGCCAAAAUGUCCAAAUGUGGGCCUCCUAAGCUAGGCACCUCCAGCCAUUGUCUUGGUGCAGAUGCAGGAAUUCAACCUUGCAGAACUGGGUCCUAGAUCUAUGUUUAGGCACCCAAGUGGCCUAAUUUUUAGAAGUGCUGAGCACCCAUAGUUCCCAUUGAUUACAGCAGAAUUGGGGAUGAUCAGCUUCUCUGAAAUUCAGGCCACAUAGUUAGCUGCCUAAAUAAAAAAUAUGGAUGAAAUCCUCUUUCCAUUGAAGUAAAUCGUAAAACUCCCAUUGGCUUCAGUGGAGCCAGAAUUUCACUUGAGGUGCCUAAAUUAGACACCCAAGUUUGAAAAUAUUGACCUAAACAAGCAUAAGCAAAAAAUUCAAUAUUUUUAAAAAGCUUCUAAAAUAGUAUGCAUUGUGGAAGUUCUAAUGCUUUGUUUUCAUAUCAAUCUCAAAUUAACCCCUAAAAGAAAGCUGGUGAAUACAUGUAAGUGUAAUUAUUAAAAAAGGAUCAAUAUUCUUAACAUUGCAUUGUUAAACCAGCAAAUACUGUAGCUGUGAUACUUCAUUUUAACAAGUUUUGCUGUGAGCAUACAAUAUUGUGAUCAUAAGUGUUUGUUGUCUAAAACACUGCUAUUUAGAAAUUAUAGCAGAAUUACAUAUUAUUUUACAUCUGUUAAAAUCAAACUUUUAUCUAUAGCUUUUUUGAUAUUAAAGAAAGUGUAAAAAUUGUUUGCUACAUAGAAUUUUCACCAUUCCUUCAUAUUAUAAGAUCAUUCAGCAUUCCACUGUAUGGGAAUAA